This is a messenger RNA of Vitrella brassicaformis, 2000 nucleotides long. NCBI's taxonomy places the organism in Eukaryota, Vitrellaceae. The record is from the annotation of a GenBank genome assembly.
UUAUUCCUCUGCCUGCUCUUCGUUGUCAUUGUCAUUGUCUUGUUCCUGCUCGUGGCUUUCUUUCUGAUCGGUCUGGUUCUCCCCUCCUGGCGUGUCUCUGAUGUAGAAGGUGUUGGUCUGAAGCGCCUCUGAGAGCAGGGGAGGCAAACACUUCUCCAUCUGUGGUGGGAUGUGCAGUCGGGAGGGGGCAGAGCAGGCAGACAGACAGACAGACAGACAGACGGCAACACAUGUGCGUGUGUUGGUGGAAUGAAUGAAUGCUACGCUUGUGCGUGCAUAGCAUAUGCCCACGCACCGAUCUGUUGAGCUUGUCAUUGUCGCCCUGUGCGCUCUUCAUCAGAGACCUCAGCAGAAGGGACACCUCGUUGUCACCUGCACACACACACACACACACAAGCCGCUCACACACCAUUCUAGCACCCACCAGGCAGGGACCCACUUGCAUCCUGAUAGAAAGCUUUCAGCCUCUUGGUGAGAGACAUCUCAAGCCGCUCCUGCUUCAGAUGCUCAUAUUGCCGCCUGAUGGUGUCAGCUGAGAACUGUUCGAACGCCUCUGGGAAUAGCAGGGCAUGCAGACGGACAACUCGCUGCACGAGAGACAACACAUCCGGGCAGCCAAUGAGAAAGCCGAGGUGCACAUGACAUGGCUCCACAUUUCCUUCUUCCCUGUCUUACUCUCCUUUCUGCAGGGUCAGGGAAGGCUUGUCUCAGUGCACUUGCCGCACCAGCCACUGCGUCGAGAGAUGGCUCCGGAUAUAUCUGUAGACAGACAAUCCGCUCACGGUCAUUCUUGUGGUGCAUGUCUCUUGAGCGUCUCAUCCACCGCCUUGAGCUGCAGCUGCAAGUUGCUCGUCUCGUGCCGCUGCCUCUCUUCCUCACACAAAUGCGCGAGAGCAGACCUGCAGAGAUCAUGACGGAGUGUGAGGACAUCGACGUGCAUCACGCAUGCGUCUUCUGGGUACAUACCUGAUGGCAGCAGGGUCGACUUGCUCGAUUUUCGACGGCAAGAUCCUUUGCGCAUUCCUGAGUAGCUUCUUCAACUCGAUAGAGGUGAAAUCCUUGAGCUGGUCGAAGACUUCGUUGGUGAGUGCGUUGAGCUGGUCAGUAGGGGUGAAUGGGUACACCGUCUCCCGCAUCAGACACACAAACUGGCCCUUCAACACACGCCUGUCGUCCUUCCGUUGCAAAUAAGCGAACAGACCUUCAGACACCGACAAGCAAUCGCCAUGAGGGCAGGAGGAUUGUCUGGGCGUCUCCAUCCAUCCGGCCAUGUACCUUGUCUGCCUUUGCCAUAGUGCUGCUCCAGUGACUGCUUUAAUGGUGCCCCAUCGAGGUUCAAAUCCACAAGACUUGUCAGCCUGCCCAACUCGCGAGGCAGAUUCUGACCUCGCAUCGAGAGAACACCACAUGCGUGUCUCCGAGCGUGUGUGUGAUGGACCACCUGUAUGAGUGUGUUUCUGAGGUCGAGGGUCUUGAGCAUGAUGCAGAGGCUGAGGGCCUCGGGCACGACAUACAGGGGGUUGUCGUUCAGGAACAGAGACUGCACUGAUGUCAGCCGCCCAAUCUGUACACAUGUACACAGAGACGCACACAUGCACAAGAUCCACCAAUUCCCGAUCGAUGUCUGUGUUCAUUCAUUGCAUGUCUCUACUCUUGCAUCAAGCUUCCUAAUGUUGUUGAAGCCCUGCAAAAACCGUACCAGCAAACACAGGUACGUACGUCGUACACAAUCAUCGAUCCUGAUCGAAUGAAGGCAUACAUAUGUACAUAUAUUGUCAUAUAUACCAAGUCCAGUCUGAUAAGCGCCGUCAGUGACCAAAGGACUGGAGGCAGAGAAUCAGAGAGGUUGCAGUGGCUGAGAUGCAGACACUUGCUCGGAGGCCGGGAGCCAUCGGUGCGAACCGACGCAAGACCUGCACGGACAGAGAGAGGCGUCCCGGACACAUUGCAUCGCAACAUGUGAUUCGCUUACGUGCGCUUGUCUCGGGCGAUGCUGCCAU